AUGGGGGCCAGUAAGGGUGAGCUGAGUUGCACUCGCAUUGCGCCCGUCCUAGUUACUUCUGCGGUGAAGGGAUGUCAGAUCAACACAGAAGCGCCAACUUCACAGCAAGCUAGAAGGCAAAAUAAGCCAUCUCCAGAGUCGCACCUACUAUUUAACACUUGCCGCCGAGUGACCUUCCUCUCUCAACAAGCACCCACACAUGUUGCUGCCGCUAAACUGCCUUCCUCUUCCAAUAGCCACCGCAGCUGCUACCGCCGCCAACUUCCCUUCCUUCUCCAGCAGCCAACCACAACUGCUGCUCUGUUCAGCAUCGCAGGACCUGCCGGCCUUUCCCUUCCAUCAAUCGCUCGCAUUUGCUACUCCCUCCAGCGCCACCAUCGUAUACUGUCAUUCUUCCUUCAGCAUUUGCCAUCCUUCCUACCCCCUUGUCAGCAGUCGUUGGACCCUCCUGCCUCUUGCAGCCGCCCACCAUCAGGCAUUCCACGUGCUGUCACACCUUCCAGCCACCGGCCAGCAUCCACCUCAUGGCUGACGCCCAUGGAUAUUCUCUUGGAUCUUAUGUGUUAUCCCGAUGGAGAACUAUGAUUUCUUUGUGUAGGACGUUGAUAACUUGAAGAUGUACACUCUCUCCCAAGUAUUUUUUCAAGUUGCAAUUUGGCUAGGAUGUUGUUAAAAGGUGUAGCUUGGCUAAGAAAUGGUUUAAAGACAUUGUUUGAUCCUCAGAACUCUAAAAGAGGUUGAAGAGGUUUUGGGAGAACUUUGGGCAUCUUCACUCAUACUAAUUUUCCUUUAGACUUGCAAGUCGAAUGUACAUUUUUAGCAAGUGCUCCUGAUAUUAUAAAGCUAACUUUGUAAUGGUCUAAGCUCUUGAUGCGAUGUGAUUUUCUUGUAAAAUGCUGAAAACAGUAGAUCUGUAUCCUGUGAUGGUUGGUGAUGGCCUUUUCAUGAACAUAAAAUAUUAGUAUUUGGUUUCGUUGUACGUUGUUUGAAUGUAGAAAACAGUAGUUCUGUAGGAGGAUAUCUAAUCAGAAUGUACCAUUAUAGUAUUAUCGGUGGUUUGAAUGCUCAAUUAUGGUUUCAUUGAAGUUUGUUUAGAAUGGCCGCAGCUUCAAAAUGUAGGAUUUACAGUACUGUAUAUGUUGAGAUUGGUGGAGCCUGGUCCACUGUUGAUUAAGUCAGCUAAUUAAUUUGUUUCUUAAGUAAUUCCUUUGUUGCUUCUCCUGUGCCUCAUUUGGAUCCCGCCACCGUUAUUCGCGAUUUCCUUUAUCUGCUUCCGAUUUGUCCGGCAUUUCCUCUAUCUGCUUCCGAUCUCUCCCGCUCUUGGGUUCGCGAUUUAAGGCAACAGCAUUAUUUGGGCCGAAGCAGAUAUAGCAAGGGCUGAUUCCAAUUUGAGUUGGGAUUUGAUUCGCAAGGCUGUUUCUGAUUUCCUUCUAUUUAGGCAAGCUACAAUAAAUCCUUCUUUGGCCUGAACAAGAAUAAGAGGGCCCAUGGUUACAGGGAAGAAAAUUGACAUAAGAAUUACUCUCCAACAGGCUUCUCUUCUUGGAUUCCUCCUCAUGUGUGGUGGCUUACGGCAGAAGAAAAAGGAGUAGCUUGUUCUUGCUCCUGGCUUAUGCCUUCUUCAUGUGUGGUGCUCACGGGUAGUGAACAAGAGAUAAAAAGAGAGGCGAGGAAAGAGAGAAAGAACUCUUUCUUCUAAACAUCGAGGAGAUCAACAGGUGCUAUCCUCAAGCUAAUAAAUUACUCUGCA
Phalaenopsis equestris is the source of this 1750-nucleotide messenger RNA. RefSeq lists its product as uncharacterized. The transcript is spliced from 3 exons. The record is from RefSeq and is a predicted model, not a curated record. Lineage: Eukaryota; Viridiplantae; Streptophyta; Magnoliopsida; Asparagales; Orchidaceae. The coding region runs from base 1 to 585 and encodes 194 amino acids.